ACUGUUGGAUAUAUAUAAAAAAGCGCGCAACGAUUGUAUGCCUUAUUUCAGUUGAAUCCUUUCGCGUAACAUAACGUCUGUGAUUACAACGAAGAAAAUAUUUUCAACUAUGCCGCCAAUUAAUAUUCCACCAAAAAUCAAUGAUAAACCUUUAAAGAAAGCCAGUGGUAAGGCUCAAAAAAAUAUCAGUAAGACCGAUAAGAAGAAAAAAAGAAAGAGGAAAGAAAGUUAUGCGAUUUAUAUUUACAAAGUAUUGAAACAAGUACAUCCAGAUACUGGAAUUUCCAGUAAAGCUAUGAGUAUUAUGAAUAGUUUCAUUAAUGACGUUUUUGAACGUAUUGCUACGGAAGCAUCAAGAUUGGCUCACUAUAAUAAACGUUCGACUAUUACAUCUCGGGAAAUACAGACUGCUGUACGAUUAUUACUUCCUGGUGAGCUCUCCAAACAUGCUGUUAGCGAAGGUACCAAAGCAGUUACUAAAUACACUAGCUCCAAAUGAAUUGAAAUAUUUCGAACUUUUAGGGCCAAAAAUUUUUUCCCUCGUAAAAUAAAUUCUCAUAUGUUUAUUAUUUAUUAAGAGGAAUUUUACAAUUAUAUGAAAUAGAAUAAUAUGUAUAUGUAUCUUUAACG
Molecule: messenger RNA, 630 nt
Organism: Vespa mandarinia (Asian giant hornet)
Lineage: Eukaryota; Metazoa; Arthropoda; Insecta; Hymenoptera; Vespidae
Product: histone H2B-like
Cellular component (GO): nucleosome
Molecular function (GO): structural constituent of chromatin; protein heterodimerization activity; DNA binding
Source: RefSeq, a predicted model, not a curated record